Molecule: messenger RNA, 4598 nt
Organism: Drosophila obscura
Lineage: Eukaryota; Metazoa; Arthropoda; Insecta; Diptera; Drosophilidae
Gene: melt
Product: protein melted
Exons: 9
Coding region: 918-3953 (1011 amino acids)
Biological process (GO): regulation of signal transduction
Cellular component (GO): plasma membrane
Molecular function (GO): phosphatidylinositol-5-phosphate binding
Source: RefSeq, a predicted model, not a curated record
CUGAGGCCUCGCCAUUCCCGGUUCAACGUUUGGGCCUAAACGCCGUUUGUUUGGCCAACGCGCACCGCCGAGCUGUCUUUCGUUCGUUCGCUCGCUCGCUCGUUCGCUGUCGUCGUCGCGUCGGUGGGUCUGGUCUAUACCUCGGCUUGCCUCGCCUCGCCCCGCUCGCUGCUCGCUUUCUUUGUACGUGUGCGCCUGUGUGUUCGCCUGUGUGCGCGUGUGUGUGUGUGUUAACAAAAUGUGAUUAGCAAAAAAUACAAAGAAAUCAAAUCAGGCAUAGUGGAACGCAGGGCAUUGUGGCUAAAACAACGGCAGCGUUGGCGCACUCACACAUCAGGAGUUCCAGUGCCAGUGCCAGUGCCAGUUCCAAUAAAGAACAAAUAAUUCAAGAUAUACGCCAACAAAAUAUACGAAAAUUUGCAUAAAAAGCAAUGCGCUGGCGCUGCAACAAAGCAAGGCCCUAAAAAAAAUAAGUAACACUAACGACAAUACCCAGUUUUUUUCUGCUUUAUCGGCAACACCAGCAGCAGCAGCAGCAACAGCAGCAACAGCAGCAGUAACAAUUAAAUUAAUAUUGAACUACACCCAAAGCGAGAGCGGCUGUGCGGCUGACUUGGCCAACAGCAACAGCAACAUUUUCUACCUUUUCAACCAGCCACAAAGAGAGCAGAGCAAAGCGAGAAAGAAAGAGAGAGAGACGGAGAGAGAGAGAGAGAAGGAGAAGGAGAGCUACUUCGACCAGUUCCAGCAGUUUGUUGCACCACUGAUAUGGCCAGCUGUCUGCCAGCCUCAGAUGCAAUUCGCUGCCACAGAUGAGGCACCGCUGGCCAAGAGGGCCACUGACUGACCAGCAGCCAUUUCCAUUCCCGGAAGCCACCUGCCCCAGCUGAGCUGCAGCGCACCGAACCCCGCACGAGAUGCACGACCUCUUCACGAAAGUGCUCGCCAAGCGCGACUUGUCCCGGGCCGGGGAUCUCUUCUCCGUGCCCGAUGCGGACAUUGUGGACGACAUAACGGAGGUGCUAUCGGAGAUCAGCCCGAUCAUCUCGCAUGCGGACUACGUGAAGAACAACAACGACCAGAGCGUCGUGGAGAUCUGUGUGACGCGGGUGCUGUCCUGCAUCCGGGAGACGCGCAGUGCGGAGCGCUACUGUGCCGCCCUGGUCGAACUGCUGAAGACCUGCCUGCUGUGGAACCUGCAGCCCUCCAGCGCCACAAAGGAGGAGCCGCCGCAUGCCAAGAUCGCCGCUGACAUUAUCUCAAGCAUAUUUCUAAACUACGAUAAGAAAGAACUGAUGAAAAUUGCGCUGCCCAUUGCCGUGCAGUUCCUGCCGAAGGGCAACAAGGAGCUGUCGCGCAACCUGGCCAGCUACCUGUCGCUGGCGGCCAUCGACCACGCCAUUCUGCUGAGUCCGCACACGGAGUCCGUGAUGGAGUCCAUACUCUCCGGCAACUACGGACUGCUGCGCGUCCUCUCGCAGGUGUACGAGGUCUCGCCCGAGGCGGUGACACCGCACGCGCCGCUGCUCAUGCCCCUGCUGCCCCAGUGCGAUCCGCAGGAGCGCAUGGCCGUCUUCCAGCUCUACCUGCUGAUCGUGCAAAAGUCGCCCGAGGUGCUGGAGCAGUGCGUGCCACAGCUGUGCGGCUUCCUGCUCGACAGCGACACCUCCAGCAUCACCAUGCCGAUCCUGCUCAAGCUCUCGCAGCACGCCCCCCACCUGCUCGUCGACCACUUUGAGCAGCUUCGUCUGGCGGCCAAGACGAACCCCGGCACGGUGACGCUGUGUGCCCAGAUCCUCACCAACGCGGGCAUCGGCAGCAAGGAGACCGCCCAGCAGGCGCUCGACUUUGUGCUGGAGCACCUGCCCACCCAGGCGCUGCUGCAGCAGGAGGCCACGCGGCUGUGCUCGGCCUAUCCGGUGCUCUUCACGGACAAGGUGCUGGCCUGCGUGCGGCAGAAGAACGCGGCACUCAGCUCCCAGCAGGAUGUGGGCAGUGCAUCCGCCAACAAGACCUCCGGCGGCGUCACCAUUGUCAGCCUGAACAGCACCAGCAACAGCACCAGCACCAGCUCCAGCCCAAGUCCCCCGCUGAAGCCAGGAGCUCCCGCUGCCGCACCGAUCAUCCAACAGACGGCCACCACCACCGGCAGCAGCAGCAGCAGCAGCACCGUCAAUGCCACGCCCAGUGCGGCUCCAAUCUGUGCGCCCAUCGCCACAUCGACGCCAACGCCCACUCCGCAGCACGCGGGCUACACGCGACGCGUGAAACUGGGCGACUCGCGGAGCACGGGCCGCCUGCAUCCCGCCAGCAACACCCACAGGAGCGUGACGCGGCUGAACGUGGCCAGCGGCUCCGUCGGGGGCCUCCACAAGAGCAUGACGCGGCUGAGCAACUCGCAGAUAAGCCAACAGCCCGGCGGCAGCUCAAACGGGAACGUUGUGGUGCAGUCGGGCGCCACGCCCAAGACACCGGCGACGUUCAGCAACCCACCGGUGACGCCUGUGCCGCCGCUGAGCAACAACGUGGUCAUCACUGGCCACAACAAGCACGGGAUUCCCGUGACCUCCGGCGGGGUGACUGUCACCACGUCGCCAUCGAAGGUGCGGCCCCAUUCGCAGGGGCCCUCGACGCUGCUCAACUCCAGCACGGUGCUGAUGAAGUACAGCACGGAUGCGCUGAAUCAGUCGGUGGGCUCGAUCUCCAUACCUCCAGCCUCGGCGGCAGCAGCAGCAGCAGCAGCGGCAGCGGCUGCAUCUGCAUCUGCGGCCCCUUCACAGCAGCCGCAGAAUGCGGUGUCCGUGCACCAUGCCUCGCCAGCACUGCCCACCGCAUCCUCCGGCAACGGCAACGGCAAUGCAAAGUCGGUGAUGAAGCUACCCGUAAACGGGAAUAGCGAAGUGAUUGUCUCGGGUCCCACCACCAAUGUGGCGCCGCGCCGCAGCGACAACACCAGCCGGACCCUCCUCAAUGCCAACAGUGUGAUGGACCAGAGGAUGAGCACCUUCGAGCCGUACCAGAUAAUGCGCGAUCCCGUCCAGCAGUUCUGCGAGAAGAACUUCAAUUCGAUCAAGUCGUACAUGGACGAGGUCUCGCAGCAUCUGCCACCACCCACGCGCUGCAGCAUCGAGGAGCGACGAACGAAGAAGGUGGCCAAGCUGCAUUUCGCUUGCCAGAUACGCGGUCCCCACUGCCUCUACUCGAAGACAUGCUUCACGAUGCGCACCCGCAACCCCAAGACCUGGAUACACAUGAUGUUCCUGGACUUUCAAGUGCGGCACUUUGUGAAGGAGAAGUGCGUGCUGAGCACACGCGAGUCCGGCAUCAGCAAUCUCAAGAACAUCUGGCAGAUACUCAAGUGCGAGAACAGAAGCUUCACGGAGCUGGUCACCAGCCAAUUUCCGCAGGUCAAAGACCGCGAGAUACUUGUGAAUGAGCUGCGGCACUCGGGAUUUUUGGAUGUGUUCGAGGUAUCCAUCACCGACAAAUCCAAUCCGAAUUGCAACGAACUGGAGUACCAGUGGGGCUGCUUCCUGUGCAAUCAUCCGGACAAGGCGGUGGGCUUCCUCAACGGCAGCAACCAGCCCAUGAUUGAGGGCCAGCUGAAGGAGAAGAAGGGCAAGUGGCGGCUCUUCAGGCGCUGGCGGACGCGCUACUUCACGCUGUCCGGCGCCCAUCUCUCAUGCAAGGGAUCGAGCGGUGGAGAGAGCAUCGAUGUGAACCAGAUCCGAUCGGUAAAGGUGUCGCGAGGGGCACGCAAUAUACCGAAGGCGUUCGAGAUCUUCACCGCCGACCAGACACUAAUACUCAAGCCCAAGGACGGCAAGAAUGCCGAGGAGUGGGUGCAGUGCCUCAGCAUUGUGGUGGCGCAUUCGCAGGCUCGCGACAACCCCACGGCAAAGACGAACAGCCUGCCGGCCCGCAGCAUGGGCAGCAGCAAGCCCUCCUUCUAGGAUGCUAAGAUGAGGAGCACACCACAUUGUGAGAUUAUUUGUAAAUGUAAAGACAGAGCAACCCACAACACACACAAAAGACAGGGGAAGACAACGGCGACCAGAGGACAGCUGUAUUCCCCCCACCCCUCCACGCACUAAAUACACCAUAUAUACAAUAUAUAUUACUCUAUAUAUAUAUAUAUAUAUACACAGCAUACAUGCAUACAUAUAUGAUGUACUUAUUAUCCAUAGACUUAUCUAGCAAGUACUUACCAUUUUUCAAGGGAUUUCAAAAAUUUUGCGAAAUUGUUUUUUCAUUCAUAGUUGAUUUUUAUUUUAUACAUACAUACAUACAUGCAUACAUACAUACAUAUGUAUGCAUGUAUUUAGUUUAUGCUUAUUUAUUGUACGUGUAUUAAACAAACAGCUUGCUUUCAAAGUCGUAUCGAGGGAGUUUCACCUGCUCUACGCCACUCUAUGCUAAAGCAGAAAUAUCUACAUAAAAUCAGAGCUAAGACUUAUGGCCAUAAUGGCAGGGAGUUUGUUUUGGAUAUCUACUGCAUUGCCCAGUGGAAAAUGGACACGGAUGGAGAGUUCACCAGGAAUCUUUGCUAUCGGAUAAAACGAAGUUGAUAAAACAUCUUUUCACGCAUCACGUUGCUG